UUUAGAACACAGUGUGUGUUCUAAAGUCCUUUUGUUGGACUGUCAGGUACUCGUUUCCGCUCACACUGGCGCAGACCAGUCCCGGAACGCAGCAUUGUUCCUAACCGGGUACAAUCUCUACACCAGGGCCUCUCUGAAGAGCUUGCUUUGUGGGGCACACUCUGAGCCUCUAACAGGAAUAACUCAGUGGCACCAACAGCCUGCGCGAGCGUGCGACCUCCCUUCGCGUGAAUCGGGCGUUCCCGCAUAUUGAGAAGACGCUUAUAUGCGCGCGUGCUGUGGCGUCAGCGCUAAACGGAAAUAAGAUGUCGACUAACGGGGAGUAUGACUGCAUAGUGAUCGGGGCCGGGGUCCAAGGCUCCUUCACGGGCUAUCAGCUGGCAAAGAGGAACCAGAAGACUCUGCUACUGGAGCAGUUUGUCCUACCCCACAGCCGAGGCAGCUCCCAUGGCCAGACCCGCAUCAUCCGCAAGGCCUACGAGCAGGACUUCUACACCCAAAUGAUGGAGGAGUGCUACGAGCUGUGGGCCCAGCUGGAGCAGGAGGCGGGUGUCAAACUGUACAGACAAACAGGACUCGUGGUGAUGGGACCAGAGGACAGUCAGAGUUACCAGCUGAUGAAGGACACCCUGCAGAAAAACAAGGUUCCUAUUGCAAUCCUGAACCGUGACAACUUCUGCCAGCACAUCCCCAAUGUCAACCUUGCUGUGGGAUAUGGCGCGGUGGUGGACAUAACCGCUGGAGUUCUGUAUGCUGACCGUGCACUCAAGACUGUACAGGGGCAGUUUGUGAAGUUUGGUGGGGUCAUUAGAGACAACGAGAAGGUAACUGACAUCAAGCCUGGCCCUGUUGUGACAGUGUCAACCUCUGCUGGUAUUUAUCGAGCCAAGAGUGUGGUGAUCACCGCUGGACCCUGGGCUAACAGACUACUGGCCCACACUGGCUUACAGUUGCCACUCAAGGUGGUGAAGAUCAACGUGUGUUACUGGAAAGAGAAGGUUCCAGGGACAUAUAACGUGAAGCAGCGCUUUCCCUGCGUCUUGCUGACCGAGUGCGAGGAAUUCAAAUAUCACAUCUACGGCCUCCCGUCCAAUGAGUACCCGGGCCUCAUGAAGAUAUGCUACCAUAUGGGCAGUGAGACAGACCCAGACCAGAGAGACAAGCAGACAGACAGGUCUGAUAUUGACAUCCUCCAGCGCUGCAUUGCUCGCUAUUUUCCUGGCCUGGUCCCUGAACCUGCUGUGGUGGAGAGCUGCAUGUACACGCUAACGCCUGACCAUCAUUUUGUGCUGGACCGUCACCCCUCCCACAGCAACAUUGUGUUUGGAGCAGGAUUUUCAGGUCAUGGCUUCAAGUUUGGACCAAUCAUUGGAAAGCUCCUGUGUGAACUCACCCUGGGAGAAGUGCCCUCCUAUGACCUUUCACCUUUUCGAAUCAGACGCUUCCUGGAUGAGACUAAAUCAGCUUUAUAGAGCUGGGGCUGGAUACUAAGAGCAUCAACCGCCACCUGAAGUCACCAGAAGCCUUUUCUAAUUGUGUAGUAUGAUUUGAGAUUGUCAUGGUAAUUUAACCCUAUGUUGUUCAGCGUAAUCACACAAUCAUCUAGGCCUAUGUUUUAUCUGCUGCUUUAUUUGAUGUUCCUUUCCAUUUUGACAUGGCGUAAUCAGCUGUUUAAGUCAGUGUAUAUACCUGCAGAUGCAUCACCAACUUAGAGUCCACUCUAUGCAGUUGUCUGAUUUCUUGCAUCUUUUGACAGCAGAUCCAAACUUUCCCAGCCGGGCUCCUCCACCACUGAUUGCAUAACCAGCUAACAAAGUCCUCCAUUCAAUUCAAUUCAAUUCAAUUCAGUUUAUUUGUAUAGCCCAAUUUCACAAAUUACAAAUUUGUCUCGGAGUGCUUUACAAUCUGUACACAUAGACAUCCCUGCCCCAAAACCUCACAUCGGACCAGGAAAAACUCCCAAAUAACCCUCCAGUUACAUGGACUCUGUUCCAUGUAACUGGGCCUAGCACAGCCGUACUGCCCAUAACUUUUCUGCCAAUAUUAAUUUGUUAUGAAUUCUGGUGCUUUUUGCAUAUCAUUGUGGUGCUUGGCUCGCACUGGGUACCACUAACUCAACUUGUUGCGUUCCUUUGUUUCAGUCCGUAUCUUCAUACAGUAUUUACCACAUAGACAAGAGUGUGGUAUACAUCUUCACUUCUAACUCUGGGCAAUAGAGAAAAUAAGUGCAUCUACCAAAAUGAAGCCUGGUUUCUGUAAGUGGUACAUGAACCUGAUGUCCUUGUCUAGAUUUAUCCUGGAGAAAUACAUACAAACCAAACAGGGUUUUCAAAUCAACUGGAGCCAGUAUAGGGUGUGGAGGAGCAUUGUAGCAUGGGAAAACUGCAGCAAUGCACUUUUCUUAGGUUUGAAGAUGGAAUAUAUAUUCAAAAUAAACUGAAUUGGAUUGAAAAUGUAACUAUAGACACAUAUUCUGACUGAAGAAAGUAGCUUCUUGAUAAGUCUUAUUUCCAAAAGUUACCUUUCAAAUCUUUGCGAAAAUUUCACACAGUGUAUAAAUAUUUUCAAAAGAAAAAGCUGUGUUAUAUAUACAUUGAUUUCCCCUAUGUAGGGCGGACACUUUUUUUAAUAGUGGUGAAACAUAUGAACACGGUGUGGAGACGUCACCAUGUCACCAGAAAACAGUCUACCUGAGCUGCAUAUGGAGCUCCACAGCUGCAUAUCAGUAUGUAGUAUACUAGUGUCUAGCAACUUUGGGAAAUUGUAAAUACACCCAUCUAUGAUGAAUGGUAGUUUCAAAAAAAGCUAUAAUCUUAUUGGCUUUUAUGAUUUCAUGCAUCAGUAAAUUUCCCUCCAGCUGCCUUCCCAGCAUUCCCCAUUUUGCCAACUAAGUACAUGGUUAAAAAGACAUCAGCCGUCGGGCACUUUGUGUGCAUGUGAAGCCAGCUGCGUGCUUUAGCUUCAGAAGUGGCCUAUUGCCUGGACCCCUUUCCCCCAUUUACCGGUAAGCAUUUGAAUCACUAAUCAGACGGCCUAUUACAAUGGAUUCCAACUACGGCCAUCAGUGGGAAUGGAAAAAUUUGUGUGGAGUUCAGCAAACCAUUUGCUCGGAUAGCAAAAGGUCAUUAUGCAAAUUACAGAAAUUAGAAGUACAUUAAACAUGCAAAUGCAAAUAUUCCACCACCAAUAAUUAUCAAGCAAGGUCAACUGUAACACUUAUCUUCCCAUUUUUCCCUUUGAAAGGGUUAUUUGGGUGCUUUUCCUGAUUCAAUGUGAGGUUCUGGGACAGGGAUGUCUAUACAGAUUGUAAAGCACUCUGAGGCUAAUUUGUGAGAAUGGGCUAUACAAAUAAAACUGAAUUGAAUUGAACCGUCAGUGACUCGGGCGGAGAGAAAGUCCAGGAUACAAUGAAGUAUAAUAAAAAGUAUUUGAUAUAAAACUGGAA
This is a messenger RNA of Pseudoliparis swirei, 3445 nucleotides long. RefSeq names its product pipecolic acid oxidase (gene pipox). The transcript has 8 exons. Gene Ontology annotation, cellular component: peroxisome. Gene Ontology annotation, molecular function: L-pipecolate oxidase activity; sarcosine oxidase activity; flavin adenine dinucleotide binding. The coding region runs from base 306 to 1472 and encodes 388 amino acids. NCBI's taxonomy places the organism in Eukaryota, Metazoa, Chordata, Actinopteri, Perciformes, Liparidae. The record is from RefSeq and is a predicted model, not a curated record.